Messenger RNA from Lacerta agilis (Sand lizard), 4956 nucleotides. RefSeq names its product tau tubulin kinase 2 (gene TTBK2). Gene Ontology annotation, biological process: cilium assembly; peptidyl-serine phosphorylation; signal transduction. The transcript has 15 exons. Lineage: Eukaryota; Metazoa; Chordata; Lepidosauria; Squamata; Lacertidae. Gene Ontology annotation, cellular component: cytoplasm; ciliary transition zone; nucleus. Bases 92 to 4048 code for a protein of 1318 amino acids. The record is from RefSeq and is a predicted model, not a curated record. Gene Ontology annotation, molecular function: ATP binding; protein serine/threonine kinase activity.
CCUCUGCUUAAAUGGAAGCCACCUUUGGGAGCUGGAUGGUCUCUAUUGACGUAGGCUUUGCAUAGCAGCUGCACCACCCCAGGAGAUUGCAAUGAGUGGAGGAGGGGAACAGCCAGAUAUCCUGAGUGUAGGAGUAUUGGUCAAAGAAAGAUGGAAAGUGUUCAAAAAGAUAGGAGGUGGAGGGUUUGGAGAAAUUUACGAUGCGAUGGACUUGCUUACCCGAGACAAUGUUGCAUUGAAAGUCGAGUCAGCUCAGCAACCAAAGCAGGUUCUGAAAAUGGAAGUAGCUGUGUUGAAAAAACUGCAAGGAAAAGAUCAUGUCUGCAAAUUCAUUGGCUGUGGAAGGAAUGACAGAUUCAACUAUGUGGUCAUGCAGUUGCAGGGUCGGAACUUGGCCGAUCUGCGUCGAAGCCAAACUAGAGGGACCUUCACAAUCAGUACUACCUUGCGACUUGGCAAGCAAAUUCUAGAGUCUAUUGAGAGCAUUCAUUCUGUUGGUUUUUUACACAGAGAUAUUAAGCCAUCCAACUUUGCUAUGGGACGUUUCCCUAGCACUUGGAGGAAGUGUUACAUGCUGGAUUUUGGCUUGGCGCGUCAGUUUACAAAUUCAUGUGGGGAUGUCAGACCACCCAGAGCUGUUGCUGGUUUUAGAGGGACUGUGCGGUAUGCGUCAGUCAAUGCUCACAGGAACAGAGAAAUGGGACGUCAUGAUGACCUCUGGUCUUUGUUUUACAUGUUGGUCGAAUUUGUGGUUGGACAGCUGCCCUGGAGGAAAAUUAAGGACAAGGAGCAAGUGGGCUCCAUAAAAGAGAGGUAUGACCACCGGCUGAUGCUGAAACAUCUCCCUCAAGAAUUUAACACCUUUCUAGAUCACAUUUCUACUUUAGAUUAUUUUACUAAACCUGACUACCAGCUUCUCAUGUCCGUCUUUGACAACAGCAUGAAGACUUCUGGGGUGACUGAGAGUGACCUCUUUGACUGGGAAAAGAGUGGAGCUGAUGGUUCUUUAACAACCACCACCACUUCAACUACUCCUCAACUGCACACUCGUCAGACCCCAGCUGCCAUAGGAAUUGCCAAUGCUACACCAAUACCAGGAGAUAUGUUGAGAGAGAAUACAGAUGAUGUGUUUCCAGAUGAACAUCUUAGUGAUGGUGAGAAUUGUAUCCCUAUCGGAAUCUCUCCAGAAAAGCUGCCAGAGUCUCCUGGACAUCGUCUUCAGGAAAAGGAUGUGUGGGAGGAAAUGGAUGCAAACAGGAAUAAGAUAAAAGCAGGUGUCCAUAAAACUGGUACAGAAGAGGAAAACAGCCAUGGACCAAUUAAUGGCAUGCUUAAUGCACCAAGCCUUGGUUCUCCAAUUAGAGUCCGCUCAGAGACCACACAGCUAGAUCGGGAUGUUCCUUUGGUGCGGAAGCUACGAUCAAUUCACAGUUUUGAACUGGAGAAACGUCUGACCUUGGAGUCCAAACCAGAUACAGAUAAAUUUCUGGAAGUCUGCAUGGAGAAGAAGAAAAGAGAGUUGAAUCCUGGCAAAGAAUCUGCUGUUACAGCUUUUCAAAAACCACCCAUGCCUCCAGUUGCUUCCAGUCAUGAGCAUGUUUGGCACUAUGAUGAAGAAUACCUACCUGAAGCUUCCAAGCCUAUUUCUGGCAGCUCUCCAGAACAGGGUGAUGGUGUUGUCAGCAAUGGAUAUGUGGCAGUCAAUUUGAGUUCCUGCCAGCAGGAGGUUGACUCCAAAGAAUGGGUGAUAGUGGAUAAAGAAAGAGACUUGCAGGAUUUCAGGACUAAUGGAGUUUUAGGGCAUAAAACAACUGGAAGCCCCUCUGAUGAGGAGCCUGAGGUGCUUCAAGUCCUUGAAGAGCCCCCACAAGAAGAUACGCUUAGAGCUCAUACCAAGAAUACAGCUAUGGGAGCAGCAUUGGAUCUAGAUAUUGAAUGUCAUGGUACAGCAGCUUCUGAACAGUUUACAGAUCAACUAGAACUCCCAGUUGGAACUGCUGGUCAUCUUCUUGCAGUCACACCCACAAGCCUAAUGGAGGCCCAAGCAGAAGGGGCUCUUACUCCACUCAACCCACUUCACAUGCUGCAUUUCUCCAUCCCAAGAAUUUCAAGUCCCAUCCUCCGUACCCUGAGCCCUAUAACCCACUUCACCACCCACCCGGACCCUGUGAAAGAGGCUGGCUUUCCAAGGAGUCAAUCAGCAGACAGCCACUCUUCCUCUUCCUGGUCAGCUGCCCGUAGGCAACUUCCUGUCAUUCCCAGUGGAAACAAGUUCCCCCCUGUCAUUCGCAUCUCAAAAGCACAACUUCAGCAGGUUACAAUACCCAGACCAUCAAUGGCAUCCACACAGUCUGCUUCUGAGAGUUUUCAUUUUGGCCAGCAACUGGAGAAGAAGGACCGGGAUCCUCGACUUUUGGAACAUACUGUUGAACUUUCCUCUCCUAAGGAGAACUUGGUUGGCUUGGCAGCGGCAAACGAUGCACUAACUCUUAGUGGCAGUAGAACAGAUGUAGUACACAAAUUAGACCAUAACCUAGAGGCAAUUGGAAAGGAUGAGUGUAUUGAAGAAUGUGUUGGAAUCCAAGAUCAUAGCCAAACAGACCUACUUGAACAAUACAUGAAGAGACAAGAAGAAAAUCUCUUCGAAAAAGUGGAAGAGAAUCAGCUUCCUGUGGCUUAUGAAAAUGAUACUGAAAUACAGAUUGAAGGAGCAUGUUCAACUGCUCAAGGAAACACUGAAUCUGUAUUGGGUGGUCCUCAGGCUGUUACAGAACCUGAAGAACUGAGGCCAAUUCCUUCCUCCUCCUUGCCAAAUCAGGAUGCAAAACAGGAGUUACAGAAGCAGUCAGCAGCCGAAACAUCAGAUGUUUCUUUAUCAAGAAGUACUGACCCAUUUGCUCAAAAACAGGAAAACCAAGUAGUACCAGUGCAAGAAAAUGGUUUCCAUGAUGAUGGGGAUAUUGAUCAUGCUGAAGAAUUGCAAUGCCAACAGGUGAACCUUGCCACAUUUUUGCACCAAGAGGGGAAAGAAGAGCAAAAUGUCCAGAGAAAUGGAGAAUUGUUGCACUCCAGUUCAGAGAAUGAGAGUUCUAAUCCAUCCAAGAAGGAGUUAGUUAGAUCUGCAUUUGUGGCUAGACAAAGUCGCAUUCCAGUUUUAGCACAAGAGGUAGACUCCUCAUCAGAAUCGUCUCCUGUUUCAGCAAAGGAGAAGCUGCUUCUAAAAAAGGCUCAUCAGACAGACUUGGUUAGAUUACUUGUAGAAAAGAGACAGCUCAAAUCUUUCCUUGGUGACCUCUCAAGUGCCUCUGACAAGUCACUGAAAGAAAAAGUAGUUGCUGGUCCAUUACCACUUCCUGAAGAUGUGUUGUCCUCCUUUUCAAAACUGACACUGGACACUCAUUUGCACAGCCAAGCAGAGGAGAGUUUUUUGUCACCAAGCAAUCCUCCGUCCAGAAAGAGCAAAAUCCCAAGACUCGUAUCUUGGACUCCCACAGAUCACGUUAGCAGUUCAAAUUCAGCUCAGUUUUUUCCUCGUCCACCACCAGGAAGACCACCAACAAGGCCUGGAGUAGAAGCCAGGUUGCGCAGGUACAAAGUACUAGGAAGUAGCAGCUCUGAUUCAGACCUGAUCUCUCGCCUGGCUCAAAUUCUUCAGAAUGGAUCUCAGAAACCACGAAGCUCUUCGCAGUGUAAGAGUCCAGGGUCUCCACAUAGCCCCAAAACACCACCCAAAAGCCCAGUCAUCCCCAGACGCAGUCCCAGUGCCUCCCCUAGGAGCUCUUCUUUGCCUCGUACUACCAGUUCCUCACCAUCCCGGGGUGGGCGUCCUCACCAUGAGCAGAGGAGCUCAUCCCCACAUCUUGGAAGGAGUAAAUCGCCUCCCAGUCUUUCAGGCUCUUCAUCUUCCAGGAGAUCCUGCCAACAAGAGCACUGCUACAACAAGUCUAACAAGAAUGGGUUGAAAGGAUCUAGUGGCUCCUGCCACCACUCCUCUAACAUUAAGUCUCCCACAGGGAAGAGCAAAUCAGCCAGUAAACUUAGCAGAUAGGAACUGAGUCUGUGUCUGGUGUCAAAGCCCCUUAAUCUGAUGCAUGUUGUGUUUGUGUACUGUGUAUUUAAACAAAAGUCUUCAAAAAUCAGUGUUCAUCCUGACACUCAAAGGAAAGAAAAAUUAAGAUGAAUUAUUUAUAAGGUCCACUUUGUAUAUGAGUGGCCAGGCAUUUCCUAAGAACAUGCAGCAAGCAGAUCAGGGAGGCUAGAGGGCAGGGAUGGAGCAUCCGGAAAGUCCAAGAUGUGUGAAACAGAACAGUGUCUUGGAGGUGAGUGUUUUUAAUAAGAUUUCAGUUUACUUUUUAUUUAAUAUAAAAGCAUGACCUGUUUUAGGCUCUUUCACAGUUAUCAAACCUGAAACCUGAAAUUAAUUUCACCUUGGCACUUUUACAUCUGAGGUACUACUCAGCUGUGUGUCUGUAGAGUUUUUUUUAAAAAAGCACAUUAUUUGAAACAGCAAUACUCCUGUAAAUUUCUAUCAGUGUUGGGCUUCACACAUCUGUUUUCAAGUUGCUCACUGCCCAUGUUCCUUGUUGGUUUCUACUUCCCUCCUUUUAAAGCAAAAACAGAAAAACUCAACAUCUUGUACCACUGUAUAUUUAAUGUGGGCUACAUUCUUAUAUGCAGUAAAUGUGUAGAAAUCCACUGAAACCAAUGUAAUUUAACAUUUAUGUAAAUUUACAUAUAUUUUCAGAUUGGUAACAUUCUAUUAACUGCUGUUCAGAUCCUGAUUCUUGGACAACUUGAUCAUUUAUCUGUGUGUGAAUUUCUGGAGUUAUGGCAGGUUUACAUCAUAUCAUAUAUGAAGGAUCUGGAGAUGAUGCUCACAGUCUGAGUUAAGAAGGAAAACCAGAAGAGUUUGGACCCUGGAGCAUUCCUAUAAUUAAAACAUUUGUUUGUGCAAUA